Molecule: messenger RNA, 796 nt
Organism: Cladophialophora yegresii CBS 114405
Lineage: Eukaryota; Fungi; Ascomycota; Eurotiomycetes; Chaetothyriales; Herpotrichiellaceae
Exons: 1
Coding region: 253-618 (121 amino acids)
Source: RefSeq, a predicted model, not a curated record
AUGGUCCCUCUCUCUGUGACUGACGACCAAAUCGUUCUCCUCUGCCAACAGCACAAUCUCCAUGAGGGAUAAUUGCUUACCGACGACUCGAUUGGGCGCAAGGUGAUUAAGCUCGCCGAGAAUGUCGUGGUAAAGUUCGGACUCGGGGUGACUCGCCAGGAGGCGUGUGCUCAGCGCCUUGCGUUCGAGAAGGUCAUUUGUGAAGCUCUCCGAAUUCCGCAGGUCUACCGUUCCAUCGAGAGACCAAAGUCGAUGCGCCUCUCAAUAGGUUAUCUCUUGAUGGAGAACAUGCACGGAGUUUCUUUUGAAGGGAAGGACUGGAAUCACCCGGAUAUACUCUGUCGCGUGGUGACCGCCCUUAACGCAGUCAACUCCAUCUCCGGCAGAACGCCCGGCUCGGUAUCUGGCGGGGAAUCACACGGUUGCCUAUGGCCCGAAGAUGGUUCCUGGACAGCAUUCCACAACAGUGACGACCUCCAGUGGUACCUGAACGAGAGACUGGUGCAUUUCCAGAGCAAUGUCAUUAUCCGUGAGGCAGAUCUUCGCCUUUGUCAUAUGGAUGUGGCACCACGAAAGUUCUUAAUCGACUCGCAGAACAGGUUAUGGCUUUUCGACUGAGCGACCGCUGGCUUUUACCUGCGCUCCUUCGAGCUAUGGUCCAUUGAGUUACUCGAAAUGUUGUUGGAAACAUUCUGGACCGCAACUAUUGCAAGACUUGAAGGCCACAGCGGAAGGGCUACAAGGAGUGGAGAAUCUGACACUGGUGUACAGAUGGAACUCACAUUUUACUACGUAG